UCGUUUAACUGGCAUUCGUCUUACGUCGCGCGUCCUGUACGGUYGUCGUUUCGUGUGCAUUCCGUCCGUCCGUAAGACCGYAGACCUAUUUCUCAGUGUUUAUUAUUUUUCGUCCGUAUUUUGCAUAGUUUUAUYAAAAAUUGCGUACGUGUUUAUUUACCGUUUGCUAUACUCGUCCGGCAAUAUCCGCAGUGCGAGUGUCGCCGUCACGAACCAUCACUUCACCGUCGGGUGAAAAACUUCAAAUAUCCGACGAUCGUCGAGUGCGCGCUGUGUUUUUUGCGCCUGGGCCCAAUAACAUCCAUCUCGCCCAGAAAAUAUAAUCUACCGCAGUCGACUACCAUCGACUACACCUGAGGCCAGCACAUUUUUUCGUCGUCAUCGUCUCUCUGCAGUCAUGGACGCCCCUCCACACAUGGGUAAUUUCGAUUUCAUAUUAGACCACCACCAUCACCAUCACCACAGUCGCGCUCUCGAGUCGUCCGUGUCGCCGCCAGCCCCCGUGGUCAUGCAACAGCAACAACAGCAACAACAACAGCAACCACAGCAACAGCCACAGCAGCAGCUGCCGGGCAAGGCCGAUCACAUCAAGCGGCCAAUGAACGCGUUUAUGGUUUGGGCAAAAAUUCAGCGCCGGCUCAUUGCCCACGACAACCCGAAAAUGCACAACUCUGAGAUCAGCAAGCGCCUGGGCGCCGAGUGGAAGUUGCUCAACGAGUCCGAAAAGCGGCCGUACAUCGACGAGGCUAAGCGGCUGCGGGCGCUGCACAUGAAGGAGCAUCCAGACUACAAGUACCGGCCCCGUCGCAAGCCCAAGAUCCARUUGCAUAACAAUAAUAACAACAACAACAACAUCAACGGAGCUCACAACAACAACGGUGGCAUGCUACACGGGUCCGCAGGAAACAACAACUURCACCAUCACCAUAGCUCACACCACAAGCAGGCAAACUUUCAUACAUUUCCAGUAGUGACCAGUGGUGGGCCAGGAGCUGCUUCAAAUUUCAACUUUCCGAUGCCUUACUUCUCUGCUAGCCACCCGGGCCUACACUCGUUCGACGGUUACUCUUCGGCAGGACUCGUCAACCCGUACCUGACCACAACCAUGCCUUCGUUCGAUCCUAUUCACCUGACCAAGCUCGUGGCCCAACAGGCACAAGUCGUGGCACAAUCGGGCGGUGGAGGUUCUCCAUCACCGUCGUCGCAGAUGGCCGGCACGCCGCCGCCCACCGACAUCAACGUGGUGAGCGGGCUUCAGCAACCACUGCAACCGCACUUGCACCCGCAGCAACAGCAGCAACAUCACUUGCAGUCGCCCCACAACAAGAACGGCGGCGCGGCAGUGGUCAGUUCGUUCUAUAAUCAGUUCUAUCCGCCAGGAGCAGGUGCAGGCAAGGCAGGACCGUACCCGCACCAUCCAAUGAGCAUUUUCCCAUCGCCGUUCUCGUUCUACAACAACGGCGGCGGUGCGGGCUCUGUGGACGACCACCACGGCCAGCAGCAUCACCAUAGCCAGUCGGCGGCCGCGGCCGCUUUCGCCGUCCAGCAGCACCACCACCAACAGUUGCAGCUGCAACAGUUGCAGCAGCAACACCAACAGCAUCUGCAGCAGCAACAACAACAGCAUCAACAACAGCAGCAGCAACAGGAGAGACCCGGUUCCACGUCGUCCGACAUGGAAAACGAUCCGACCAGACAAGUUCCUAACGCCUCCAACAUACAUUGAAAAGUUUCGCACCGCUCGCCAUUUCCUCCGCACUACCAACACUUGUGUCGGUUUUUUGGUAUAUUUUUUUAAUUUUUUUUUUUUUAUACCUACGAUUUCGUCGAUGCCGACGACUGAUUUAAUUAUUACUUAAAUUAUGCUCCUUUUUUUUAAUUUUUUUUUUUUUGGCGUAACGUACACGUUACAAUAUUUAUCACCACCACCCCGCGUGGUGGUAGUUACCCACUCACAAAACCCCCUCCCCACCCCCUUUGCUGCCGACACCAAACUGGAAUUUGGUAAUAUAUUUUUUGAUCUUUUUUUUUUCUCGUGUCGUCGUCGACUGUUUUUCUCCUAUAGUGUGUGUGUACAUACUAUACUUUUUAUCACCGUUGCCAACGUGUGUAAAUCAGUUGUUUUUCAAUAACCGUCGACAAUAGAGUGUGUGCCGUUUGCAUCGUUUCCGUUACAACCACCUGCGAUUCUGAACUAUAUUUAUGAUGUUAAUAUUAUUAUUCUCUUUGCGACGAUAUAAUGCGAACUUAUUUAAAUAUUAAUAAACCGUCGGUUAAGUAUACCUACGCCAAUCUGGUUUGAUAAUAAUUAUUAAGAAUAAAAUUAACUAUAAUAUGAUUUGUGUUUUGGCGCCGGCCCGCCAACCCUCCUCCCYUUCCCCCUCUCCAGCAUUCCCCUUUGUGUUCGCCAAAAGCGACUUUUUGAAUAUCAAAUUCUGAUCUGAAUUCGUGGAAAAUGACUUUGGUCCCGAUUCAGCUUCUACUCAAUGUAAAACGAUUUAAAAAUUUAAAUGUUGAUAUUCCAUAUUUGCUUAAAUAUUUGUUUAUUCGUCUCAUUUAUGAUUUAUAAAACAUGGACUGUGCGCGUGUGUCGGUGUAACAGCCGCACACUUUUUUUCGCUUGUCGAUUUAUGAUUUAUGAUUUUUUUUUUAUUAUUAUUAUUAUUAUUCAUAAUAUAAUAAUAAUUG
Molecule: messenger RNA, 2688 nt
Organism: Diuraphis noxia (Russian wheat aphid)
Lineage: Eukaryota; Metazoa; Arthropoda; Insecta; Hemiptera; Aphididae
Biological process (GO): positive regulation of transcription by RNA polymerase II; brain development; negative regulation of transcription by RNA polymerase II
Cellular component (GO): nucleus
Molecular function (GO): RNA polymerase II cis-regulatory region sequence-specific DNA binding; DNA-binding transcription activator activity, RNA polymerase II-specific
Source: RefSeq, a predicted model, not a curated record